UUUAUCAGCAGGGAUUUCUGGGAAGCGGUCCUCAUGGUAACCAACGUAAACAUCAGCUCCUCUUCUACGUCGUCUCGGCUUUACAGUAGUGCGAAAAUGGCCAAAAUAGCCAACACGGGUUGCAACGAGGACAAGUAUUAUGAAAACAUAUCAUCGAUUCAACAAGGCAUGCAUAAGAGGGAGACACGAAGGCUUGAGCUGGAGAGGGAACUGUUUGCCUAUUCAAGAUCUGAUAUAAGAAUCUCACAGAUAAAGUGUUCCAAACUGCGCAGUUAUCUCAAGGAAAUCUGUGACAGGGAAGCACGAGCGAAAAUGAGAAACCUUGAGCUUCUGAGAGAGGUGGAGAGCAUAGAAAUUAGCAUGAAGGAAUAUACUCCUGACCAUGGCCCUCUGCAACAACAAAAGGCUGAAUAUUUCAAAAAGAUCUCCAGUAUUGUGGAUGCAAGAAAGAAACUGGAACAAGAGCCUGAUGCAAAAAAGAAUGAAGCUAUGCCGACAUAUCACGAGGACAGUUCCUUUUUACACCCAACCAAGAAUUUUUCUAAACCAACUGCGGCGAUUUUUAUGGGCCGCCAGACCUCCAGAGGGUCUGACGCUGAAGCUGGCACCACAAGUGUACACUCACACCAAGCAUUGCAUCGUUCACCCAAUCGCAGCAUGCACUCCCGCGAACGUCUACCAAGUGGCCUUUUGAAGGACUUCAGAGUUGUAGGAGAGGAAGCUGCCGGCAACGGAGCACAUUUAUCAGAUGACAUUUCAGGCUCAAACGAUUCCCCUGACGGCUGUAAUUUGAGUGACAAACAUGAAAGAACGGUGCCUGUGCUCCCAUCUGUUUGUGACUUAACAGGCACAGCUGGCAAUGUGCCUUUUGGAAGUGAUGAUGAAGAAGAGCCAUCACCUUUGAUGACCUUGACCAGGCCUGAGAAGAAUCCGUCUCCUGGCAGCAGUAGCCCCAUGAAGGCUAAGAAUUCCCCUGCAGAACACACUGAGUCCCGAGACGUGGCUCAUCAGUCGACCAUAAUGGAAAAUGAAGAGAGAGGUCCUAGCAAUUUGAUGCCUCAAGCCACUUUUGGAAAAGAAGCUCAAGAUACACCAGGUAGAAGUGAGAGUGUCAGCACACUGAGCUCUGAUGUGCAGUUGUCAGAGAGUAGUGUUAGUGAAUUGUCCAUCUCUUUGACACAAUCGGAGCUGGAAGAGGAUCCACCAGAGGGUGUGGCACCUGACAGGAAGACCACUUCUGGGAGAGAUGAUGAUCACAAUCAACACAGUCCUGUAUCAUCCCUGCACUCUGAAGGGUCCAAGAACACAUCCCAGUUAAACUUUGAAUCCCCAGCUCCCGUGGUGACAUUGGAAAGUCUCUCCCAGAAAGGACUCUUUACUCUGCUGGACUGCAUUGAAGGACGACUCCACGGUGACCGGACCAGUGUGUAUGUGGAUUCUUCAAUAGAUGCAAGACAACUCAAUAGAAUUAUCAGCCUUUGUAACGGUGGAUCGAGCUUGAAAGACGAGGACCUUGAAGCAUGUGGAGCAGUCAUCCUUCAUGAGCUUCAGAGGUUGUCAUGGAGCACAGCAAAGGGCUGCCUGCUUCCACAGGAUCUAGUGAGUGCUCACCGAUCCUGUACUGAACCUAAUGAAAUAAGCGCCAGCCUCCCUCCUGAUGCUGCUCGGCUGUGGGAUCGCUGGUUCAAGCACGCCCUCCUGCUCAAGGAGCGCUGUGUCCUCAGCACUGAGCGCUUAGUCCAGCUGUUCACGCCGCUGCUGCUGGAGCGCCAUGCCACCUACAGCCACCAGGCCAAAGUGCUGCUGAGGACACUUGUGUCCCGGUCCAGUGAGGAGUGCCCCUCAGCAGAGGACGCGAGCGACUUGUCUUCUUCGUGUGGUCCUCCUUCUCUCCUGGCUGACGGAUAUGUGAAGCCCGCCAGGCCAGUAGGAAAGCAACAGAUGCAAGAACUACAAAGUACUGAAGAGGACAGCCAGGACGAAAGCCCUGUGGAAAGUGUUCCUAUUAGAGAGACAAAAGCAUAUCAGUUACUCAAACAAUCAGCCAUGCAGGAAAGGCUGCAGUGUUCUGAAGAGGAGGAGGAGGAGGAGGAGGAGGACGAUGAUAAUGAUGGCCUCUCAGGAAUAAAUCAUGGCUGUGAAGAGGACCUGGGGAGGGCCAAACGCUCCUCACAUCAAGACCCUUACCCUCGAAAAGAGAAGACUAACGCAAAGGCUCUUUCUGCUCUACAGUCAAAAGCUUUCUGGGGGGAAUCCGAUGACAGCAACUCAGAGAUCGAAGCAGUCUUGUGUCCUCAACGCUUCAACACAAACAAUCAUAUUGAUGACUUCUAUGACUGAAAUUCCCCCACGGAUAUAUUUGUGACGCACAUUCAUUAUAUCACUGCAGAUUCAAGGCAGUUUGGCUCACAGUAAUUCACCUCCUGACCAUCAUUUUAGUGGUCUGCAAUGUAAAUCAUAUGCAUAGUGUAUCGUAAAAACAAAUAAUAAAGUUGACAGCUCUCACGCUGGGUAAAGUACAUGAAGAGUUGUCCAACACUCUGAUGUUAACCCUGCUUCAGUCUCUUUAUCUGAACAACUCUCCCGGCUCAUAAUAACAGCUCGAAAUAGAUUAAACUGAUCUUUUAAAGCGAUUUGUUUGCACUAGGCUGAAAAUCAUGCAUUUUGAAUGCCGCAAGCAUCUCCGAGUGCUCUACCUCCAGCAUGCUCGAGUGUAAUGAUGUGAGUCACCUGUGAAAUGACAAAGCACAAUGGCCACUCUGCACGCUGCUGCCCGAACUGUGAACCUGCUGAAGAGGCCCAUCUCCCAGGGCACAAAGUGUUGUAGCGCUCACAAACUCCGAAUAUUUAGAUCCUCCAACUGCUCUACACAUGUUUUCUACAAGCUCGUCUUUAAUAACUGUACUCAUUCUACAGAAACACAAAGAUGCAUAUCUCACUUCUUAUCUUUGUUGUGCAAAUGAGUCCCGAGAAGCAUAAUUGCUGCUGAAACAAUCUUCUGCAAUUUUAUCAUUUUUGCAGUAUUGAAUGGUCUGUAUCUAUUAAUAACUCAGAGCUGCUGUGUGGGAGGCUACAUUUCCAAGUUUACAUUUAUAGUUCAUUAUGUCUGCAGUGUAAAUUCCCAAAACUGCCAUUCCUGGAUGUGGUAAAAGCCCCUGGCAUUCAGUGUCAGCAGGAUUCCAUUAGUCAGCUGUAGGUGACUUUACAUGCCUGAACCUUUUAAAGUAGGACUCCACAUUCAUUACCUAUAAUGGCUUCAGACAGCCCUGACCCACCACAGAAAAGGGACUGUGGCAGAAUAAUUUGGAGUUUGCUAAAAGGCUCCCUAACAUAAUAUCCAUGUUAAGGAGCAUGUCAACAGAUACUUGUGUGUGACAGAUGGCUCACGGUGGAAGUGGAGUUAUAUUGUGCUAAUGUGUACUAACACAAUACAUUUUUUUUUUUUUAAAAGAACUUCUCUGAUGCCAUGUCAGGGCGACGAUGAGGAUCAUAUUCGGCUCAUUCUUUUAAGAGCACGUGCAGUCACACUGUCAUUGGAGGACGUGAGGUUUUAUGUGGCAGUUAAGGGAUGAUAUCAAUAUAGCGAGUAACUCAAUUCAAAUCAGAGAUGUUGCAACAUUACCUCAUCUGUUAUGUAUAUGUUGAAAUGUGUGUUUAUUUUGAUUUAUUAGAUCAUGUCAUCAGAUAUAAACUCUUCUCUGUCUCCAAACAUAUAUUUUUAAUAUGAUUGUAAAAAUGACUUGUAAUGCUGUACAGAAAAGCAAUAGUUUUUCACCUGAACCUUUUGUUAUGUGUAUUUUUCCUCAUAAUAAAGUAUAUUUUUUCAGCUAUAAGAACAUGGGUAUCUGGAGGAAGUCGUCUUUCAGUGAAGCCCCACCUUUAAAACAUGCUGUGCCUUCACAUUUCACUUCCACUUCAGUAAAUACAUUAAACCAGAGAGACUACCAUAACUCGUGAGCUUCAAUGCUACCUGUGUACGUGACACUAAAGGGGAAGGGUCCUAGAAAUCCAAAGGAAAAUUUAGUUUUUUUUUCUCGGUGGUUUGAUCAUUCCUGUCAAGCAAUAGCUCAUGUUUCUUUAGAACACUUAAAUAAAAUGUCGAUAUCUUUUCAAACAGCA
Molecule: messenger RNA, 4119 nt
Organism: Labrus mixtus (cuckoo wrasse)
Lineage: Eukaryota; Metazoa; Chordata; Actinopteri; Labriformes; Labridae
Gene: kiz
Product: kizuna centrosomal protein
Exons: 15
Coding region: 34-2340 (768 amino acids)
Biological process (GO): spindle organization
Cellular component (GO): centrosome
Source: RefSeq, a predicted model, not a curated record